This is a messenger RNA of Erythranthe guttata (spotted monkey flower), 1916 nucleotides long. Its product is annotated as pentatricopeptide repeat-containing protein At2g13600. Lineage: Eukaryota; Viridiplantae; Streptophyta; Magnoliopsida; Lamiales; Phrymaceae. The record is from RefSeq and is a predicted model, not a curated record. Gene Ontology annotation, biological process: RNA modification. Gene Ontology annotation, molecular function: protein binding; RNA binding.
AAAUACACAAAUAGAAGUCAUGUUAGUUUCUCAACUGAAGAAAUUUCACACAGUAACAACCACCUACGCCACUACCCUGAAGGAAUGCGUGGGGACUUCAAACUUGAGAAGGGCGAAAAUGGUCCACGCAAAACUCAUCAAAACAUCGGAUUUCGAGUCGGACUCCAUCUUCAUCCACAACCAUUUGAUGAAUGCUUAUGUGAAAUGCGGAGACAUCUCUGACGGUCACCAGGUGUUCGAUGAAAUGCCCGAGAAGAACGUAGUGUCAUGGACGGUUCUCAUUGCUGGUUUCGUGCAAAAGAAUUUCCCGACCGAAGCAGUUUCCCUUUUCUCGGAUAUGCACAGGAGCAGCAUUAGCCCUAACGAGUACACAUUCGUCAGCACACUCCAUGCUUGCUCAUUUGCCGAGAGUUUAGACUUAAUUUGUGCGCUUCAAGUUUAUGGAUUGAUCAUUAAGCUGGGAUUCGAGAGCAAUGUCUAUUUAGUCAACGCGUUCUUGACCGGUUUGAUCAGGCACGGUAAGUUGGACGAAGCUGUACGCCUCUUCGAAGGGUGUCUUUAUAAGGAUAUUGUUUCGUGGAAUGCUAUACUCGACGGUUAUUUGAAAUUUAAAUGCGAGGAUAUACCAAGAUUGUGGCAAAGAAUGAUUCGUGUAGGUGUAAAACCAGACGAAUUCACUUUCGCCACGGCUCUCACCGGAUGCGCCGAGCUAUCGAAUCUUGAAAUAGGAUUGCAAGUUCAUUCCUUAAUGGUGAAAACAGGUCACGCAAUUGAAAGGUGCGUGGGGAAUGCUUUAGUGGACAUGUACUUGAAGAAUCGAAGGCUCGACGAAGGUUUUCGAGCUUUUGAUGAGAUUUCUACAAAGGAUGUGUGUUCCUGGACUCAAAUGGCUGCAGGGUGUUUGAAUUGUGGUGAGCCAAUCGUAGCACUUAAGGUGUUCGAUGAAAUGUCGAAGGCCGGAAUUACGCCAAAUAAGUUCACUCUUGCAACAGGGCUUAACGCGUGCGCUAGCUUGGCUAGUUUAGAUGAAGGGCAAAAAGUCCAAGUCUUUGCUAUAAAACUCGGCGACGAAAUCGAUGUGUGUGUGGAUAACGCAUUGCUUGAUAUGUACGCGAAAUGUGGAUGCAUGGAAGGUGCGUUGAGGGUUUUCAGAUCUAUGAAAGAACGUACCGUGGUUUCUUGGACGACUAUGAUAAUGGGGUACGCUCAAAACGGGCUUUCCGAAAAUGCCCUCGAGAUUUUCGAAGAGAUGACAAGAGUUGAAGGAGAAAAGCCGAAUCAUAUUACUUUGAUAUGCGUGCUGUAUGCUUGUAGUCAAGGGGGGUUUAUCGAUAGAGGGCUCGAGUAUUUCUCUUGCAUGGGGAGUGAUUAUGGUGUUGUGCCUCAAGAGGACCAUUAUGCUUGCGUGGUGAAUCUUCUUGGUCGGGCGGGCCGGAUUAAAGAAGCCGAAGAGUUGAUUUUGAAAAUGCCGUUUAGAGCAAAGAGUGGGGUUGUUUGGCAAACGUUGCUCGGGGCUUGUAGGGCCCACGGGGAUGUAGGGACGGCCAAAAAUGCAGCGAGGCGUGCGUUUGAGAUUGAUGAGAGUGAUGCUUCGACUUAUGUGCUGUUGUCGAAUACGUUUGCUGAUUCGGAGAAUUGGAGCUGUGUGGGGAAAUUGAGAGAGUGGAUUGAGAAUAGGGAUAUCAAGAAAAUGCCCGGCUCGAGUUGGCUUGAAAUAAACGACGAUCGUUGAUUUAUUACAUUGAAAAUGCAGAGUUUCAAUUAUUUGUGUUUUUGUUGACAUUUGUAUGCACCUAUGUUUUCAAUGAUCUGUGUAAUAUAUAAUCUUACACAGUGUUCAUUCCAGCUUUGCUUAUUCUCAUUGUGAAAGAAAAAAAAAAUCUUACAAAGAAUUCUAAAAAUAAAUUCGAAAAACA